Arachis ipaensis is the source of this 3233-nucleotide messenger RNA. The record is from RefSeq and is a predicted model, not a curated record. Lineage: Eukaryota; Viridiplantae; Streptophyta; Magnoliopsida; Fabales; Fabaceae.
AGUCAGUGGUUUUUGGUAGUGGUUUAUGUUGGUGGUUUAUGUUAGCGGUUUUUGUUAGCGGUUUUUGCAAGCGGUUUUUAUAUGUGGUUUAGGGUAGUUGUUUAAUGCUAGGUGGUUUAAGUAAGCCGGUUUAUUGAAUUUGUUUCUUGUUAAUGGCUCUCGUUAAUUGUGGUAUAUGCUAGCGGUUUAGUUGUGUGGUUUAGGGUUUGUUUUCCAGUUAGUUAUCUUUCAUGUAAUGUUAUGCUGUUUAAUUUAGCAAAAUGGUUAAUGUAAACCGGUUUACUGUAAACCGGUUGAUGUGAACCGGUUUACUGUAAAACCUGUGUAGUUAUAUAUCUCAGUAUGCGGUUCUUUUCAUGCGCAGCCCGAGCGAUGCAUUAGGAGCAUGAGGCGGCAGCAGGGCAUGCGUCUUGAUGACAGAUACGUUCCAUACUUGCAGAUGGCAGGGCUAUACCAUCUUGCAAGGCUGAACGACCGGUGGUUCCGGGUAGACGAGGCGCUCGUCAGUGCAUUCGCGGAGAGAUGGCGUCCCGAGACGCACACUUUUCAUAUGCCGUUCGGAGAGUGCACGAUCACACUCCAGGACGUGGCAUACCAGCUGGGUUUGCCAGUCGAUGGUCGUUACGUGAGCGGGUGCCUGUCAGAGUUCCAUAUAUACAUCGAUGGCGGCCGUCCACCCUGGGUCUGGUUCCAGGAGUUGCUAGGAGUUAUACCUCCUCCCAGUCAGGUUCAGAAGUACGCAGUGAACUGCAGCUGGUUUCAGGAGACCUUUGGUGAGUGCCCUGAGGAUGCAGAUGAUGACACUGUUCGCCGAUAUGUCCGUGCGUACAUCAUGAUGUUGCUGGGCACGCAGCUGUUUGCGGACAAGUCUGGCAACCGGAUUCACAUUAGAUGGCUUCCAUAUGUAGCGAGGCUGGAGGAGCUGGGUACGUACAGCUGGGGUUCGGCAGUACUGGCCUGGUUGUACCGGUGCAUGUGCAGAGUGGCAAACAGACAUGUUGUGAAGUUAGCGGGCCCUCUUCAGCUACUGCAGUCUUGGAUCUUUUGGCGGUUUCCUCAGUUUAGGCCUGCAGGAUAUGAGACUUUCAGCUGGCCGUUGGCGUCGAGGUACUAUACUGGGCCUAUUCUUUUUCAAUAUGACUUACAGAAUUGCGUGUAUGUUAAUACUCUAUUGCAUAAUGUAAACACAUAUAUUAGUAUAUGUAACUCAUGUGUAUGGUGCAGAUGGGCAGGUUACAACCCUUCCGGUAACGAGAAGGGUCCGAGAGUGCAGAUGUGGAAGCUUAGGAUAGACCGGUUACAGUCCAAGGAGUUUAUAUGGAUGCCGUAUAGUAGCCCCAACGUACUUCAGGUGUUGCAUCCGGAGGUUUUGGAGCCUCGGCACAUGGCGGUGUGGCGCUCUGUGACCGCGCUGAUCUACUUUGCUGUCAUAGAGUGGCAUCAGAUAGAUCGUGUUCUUCCUCAGUUUGGAGGGGUACAGGCCCCUCCGCGUCCCGCCUUGAACAUCGACUUUCUGAUGUCCAAGGACGGGAGAGGCGGCGAUCGAUGGUUCCCCUCUUCCAUGCGGAAGUGGCAUGCAUACUGGGACGCUCGUCAUGACAGUGUAUUGAGGUUCGACGUUGUUGCCGACCCUGGACCGUCUCAUCAGUUCCUUCAGUGGUGGAGUCAGCAUGGGAAGAGGUUCUUGGCCCCGGACACUCAGCUGGGGGAUCCGAGAUCAGUUCCUAUACCAGUUGAGUCCUCACAGCGGGGUCCGGGGCGAGUGCCUGACAUGGAUCCUCUGGAUGACGUGCCUGACAGGCGCAGGGUUGAGAGGAGGAUGGGUGUAGGGACACGGAGGAGCCAGCGUCAGUUCAGGUGGCCGGAUCAUACGGCGAGGAGUGGUUCUGACCAUGGGGACGACGAUGACGACCAGCCUGGCCACGUUGGAGGAUGCACACACGAUGGAGGUACUAGUACACACGAUGGCGGUCAUGGAGGUGAGUGGUAUGGCACAGGGGUCGGUGACGGGGCUGACACUGGUGCCGCUGGACCUGGAUCGGUCCCUCUUGGAGAUUACUUCGUUGGUGUGCCAGCGGAUGAUCAGGCUGAGCAGGGUGGUACACCUUGGCGCAUAUCAGGAUCACAGUGGGCAGACUUUGUUGGGUCAGACUCGCUUGUUGGGGACUUCGGGAGUCCACGCUUCCUAGAUGAGAUCACCGCCAUCAUGCAGGGUGACGUGACCCCCCGCAGAGCUGGCCAGACCUCAGGGAUCCAGGCCCCCUUAGAUGUUGAUCUGAACGAGCCUCCAUUCUCAUCCGCUGGUCAGCAGUUUCGUCUUGGAGGUACCCCUACAUCCGCCUUCACCGCUGCAUCAGAGUCUAUCGCAGGAUCGUCGGCAGCCCCGUUGCGUGUUGCGCCACCAGUACAGCCUGCUCCGCAGGAGGAGGAGGAUGAGAUAGAGGAUGAGGAGCCGCCUGUCCGUCGAGGUCAGAGGGCACGGGUAGCACGUCGCUGUGGUACUGGUUCGCAUCUGUUUAGAUGAGUCACAUUUCAUGUAUUUUGUUUCCUCUAUUUCAGUCAUGUAUGAUAGUUAGGUGUACUUUUCUUGUUAUGUAGUGCUCUGUUUAUGUAUGUUGUUAGUAACUUGUGUUCGGGGACGUUGACUAUUUGUAUUAAAUGAUACAUGACAAGGUAUAAUGAUUUCGUUUAGUUAUUAAAAUGAGGAUCAACGAGUCCUGUAGUAUUACUUGUAAUGAAAGACAACAUACUCAUUACUACUCGCAAAUACCAAAGUACAAUGCAUUAAUCUCAACAAGUUACAUACGUGGUCAAGCAAUGCAUCUAAUAAGACAACUUAAAUGUAAAUAACACUAAGAAUAACAUCAUGGAAGCUAAUUUCGCCCUGUCUGAGACGAUCCUACUACCUGUGGGCAUCUACGUCUAGUGUGUCCGGGUUGGCGACAAAGGCCACACCAUUUUGGCCUGUUUGGAUCUGCCUCAUCUAUAUUUGUCCGUAUCCUUGUGGAUCUAGGCCUCCCCUCUCUCGCACGCCUUCUGUUUGGGUCCGGAAUCACGGUGGGCCCAUCGUAGGGUGGCCAGAAGCCCUCCGGGAUUGGAGGUGUGAAUCCCAACCGAUAGACAUUGAACACCGAGCUAAUCUGAUAGACGCUAUGAACAUAGGAGCUCCAGCUCACACGUGCGUAGGCACAGCAUGCAAGUGCGUGCUGACACGGGAAAUGAAGCGCCUAAAA